GUCAUGUCCGAAUGUGUAUUUAUUUUUGUGACAUCUCUAUAGAAAAAUGUCUGUUUUAUUUCAAACAGUUAUAAAUACAGGAAAACUCUUUUCAUUUAGUAAAGUAUUAAAUGCGUCGCUUUCAAAAUGCAAAUGCUUGUCUUUGAGAAAAUAUUCAGACCUUCCAAAGAAACUCGUUGGUUUUGAUGAUAUUGUGGCACAGAGGCGAGCGGAGGCGAAACGCAGUAUUAUAGUUCAAGUAAACUCUGAUUCUUCAUUCAACGAAUUGUAUUGUUAUUGCUCGAAAUAUGCAGAUAUCAAUGGAAUACAUCACUAUAGAAACUCUGGAGGAGAGCAUUUUAUGCUUGUCGAAUUUAAAUCAGAAGAGUGCGUUAGAGAUGUAUUACGGAAUUGUGGUUCUCAUCAGAGAGAUGUUGAUGUUAUGCCAUCAAAUUCUCCCUUUUUGUGGUUUAGAGCGGUUAGUGGUAAAAAAGAGACCUCCAUGGCACAAGCUCAGACUCUCUUGAUAAAAGAUGGCAACACUCUAAUUGACGAUGAGGAUCUCUAUGAAGAGCUCAUGAAAUGUUCCACAGUUUCAGAGCAGAUAGAACAAUUAUAUGAAAAGACUAGAUUGAAUGACCUGGGGGUGAGACUGAGGUAUAUGGUUGCUAGACAUCUAGAAGUUUUAUUUAGUAGCUUAUAUACAAACGUUGAGGUGAGACCUUUUGGUUCAUCUGUAAAUGGUUUCGGCAAGAUGGGAUGUGAUCUUGAUUUAAUUUUGACUAGUUCAAUUCCUGAGAAAAUGUGUGGGGUGGACAGACGUCUAGUGUACCAGGAGAAGCGUUGCGGGGGCAGGCAGGAGUCGUGGCGGCGCCAGCUGGAGCUGGCCGCCGAGGUGAUGGAGGCGCGCGCGGCCGGGGCGAGGCGGGUGCUGCGGGUGCUCCACGCCAGGGUGCCCAUAGUCAAGUUCUCACAUCAGCUCACCGGCCUGGAGUGUGACCUCUGCUUCAAUAACUUCUCACCGGCCUGGAGUGUGACCUCUGCUUCAAUAACUUGUGAGUACUGUAUACUGCGGGUGCUCCACGCCAGGGUGCCCAUAGUCAAGUUCUCACAUCAGCUCACCGGCCUGGAGUGCGACCUCUGCUUCAAUAACUUGAGCGGCGUCCGCAUGUCCGCAUGGCUGUACGCGUGCGGAGGCCUAUCCCCGGUAGUGCGGCCCCUCACGCUGUCGGUGAGGCGCUGGGCCUCCGCCGCGGGCCUCACGAGCCCCCACCCGGGCCGCUGGAUCACCAGCUUCCCCCUCUCCCUGCUGGUGCUGUUCUACCUGCAGCAGAAACGGGUGCUGCCACCGCUUAAGACACUCCUGCGUGACGCCGGUGAAGAAGACGGUCGAUUAGUCGACGAUAAUGGAAUGUGCACCUUCCUACGUGAUUUGAACGAGCUGCCACCAGACUCGUACGGACAAUGCGACGUUAACUUGGAGACACUACUGCUGCAAUUCUUCGAAUUCUAUGCCCAGUUUGACUUCCAAGAGAAAGCCAUCUCGCUGAACCUUGGAGCAGCAGUCCGGAAACCUAAUUCGCAGCCGUUGUACAUCAUAAAUCCCCUGGACCAAUCGUUGAACGUCAGUAGAAACGUCAGCUAUGAAGAAUGCCAAAAGUUACAAGUCGAAGUUAGGAAUGCUGCGUGGCAGCUGGAAGCGGAAAUGGAAGGACGAAAGGGAGAAGACUGGGGCCUCCUUGGCCUUUUUGAAAAGAAAGCAUCCAGGAAUCUCAAAAAGCUAGUGAGAAUGGGCAACUCACAUAGGCUUGUUUCCAUAAAGGAUCUCUUUCAAGACACUGACGAAACACCGGAUAACGGUUUGAGGAGUAAACUACAAGGACUGACGGAAAAGAGUGAUAAAGAAAUAGAGAAUAGUGUGAAAGAGAUGAAAGAUGAGUUGACUAAGGAGCCAGAGAAAGUAAAAGAAACUGUGAGGUUUAAAAAUAGGCAGGUCGCUAGUGAAGUGUACAGAAUACGGAGAGACAAAAUAUUAUAGAAUAUUGUGUCAGUGAUUUGUGUGAUGUCGUAGAGCUCGGUUGUUAUCUCUUGAAGAAUAUUAUUGUGUAAUGUAUUGUGCUUGUGAAGAACUCGUCGAACCAAAAAAAGAAAGGAGUGUUGGUAAUAUACCUGUUAAUAUUAUUUUGUUCAUUUCCCAUAACAAUGUGAUCAUAUUCUGUAUAUAAACCUAUUUGUAAAUAGCUUAUGUUAGCUAUUAUUGAUAGAUAUUAGAAAUUUCUUUGUUUGUUAUUAUAAAAAGAAGGAUGAAAAAAGUUAUAAUCAAUAAAAAAACCUAGACAG
Molecule: messenger RNA, 2319 nt
Organism: Chilo suppressalis (striped riceborer)
Lineage: Eukaryota; Metazoa; Arthropoda; Insecta; Lepidoptera; Crambidae
Source: the annotation of a GenBank genome assembly